AUGACUGAUUAUUUACGUGAUUCACAUGUUACAUGGAAAUUCAAUGCACCUCAUUCCUCACAUAUGGGAGGUGUGUGGGAAAGGAUGAUUGGUAUCGCUCGCAGAAUUCUAGACGACAUACUACAAGGGGUUUAUGCUAAAAAUCUAUCACACGAAGUUUUAGUUACUCUCAUGGAUGAGGUUGUUGCUGUUAUGAACUCUAGACCAAUUGCCCCUAUCUCUAGUGACGCAGAUUGUCCAGUUAUACUAUCUCCAGCUACACUUUUGAACCAGAAAAUCAAUGGUGAUUUGUCUAUGUGUUUCGAUUUGGAUAUUCGUGAUUUGUACAAGAAACAGUGGAAAAUGGUUCAAGUGCUCUCAGACAUGUUUUGGAAACAGUGGCGAGACAGUUUCCUACAAACGCUUCAACCUAGGAGAAAAUGGCAGACGCAGCAAAUUUGUGUUAAAAAUGGUGAUGUUGUACUCCUUAAAGACAAACAAGUGCCAAAGAAUGAAUGGCCGGUUGGAAUUGUGACAAAUGCUAUUAAAAGUGACGGUGAUAAGUUAGUGAGAAAAGCUGAAAUUCAAGUAUGUAAAUUCGGAAAAUGUACUAAAUUUACACGCCCAGUGGCAGAGAUGGUUGUUCUUGUGGAAUGA
This is a messenger RNA of Ruditapes philippinarum (Manila clam), 636 nucleotides long. RefSeq lists its product as uncharacterized. NCBI's taxonomy places the organism in Eukaryota, Metazoa, Mollusca, Bivalvia, Venerida, Veneridae. The record is from RefSeq and is a predicted model, not a curated record. Gene Ontology annotation, molecular function: nucleic acid binding. The transcript has a single exon. Bases 1 to 636 code for a protein of 211 amino acids.